This is a messenger RNA of Paraglomus brasilianum, 261 nucleotides long. Lineage: Eukaryota; Fungi; Glomeromycota; Glomeromycetes; Paraglomerales; Paraglomeraceae. The record is from the annotation of a GenBank genome assembly.
AUGUCCUUUACACGUCACGGAAUUUCUCGGCACCCUCAUGUUCUUGCUGUUACCAAUGUCAAAGCCGGAUUCGAAUCGCCUACUAAAAUAUUACUAGACGAAGAGAUUAUUAUACUAAAUGUCUCUACGAAGCCAAAGGCAUUAAAAAAGAUCUGUCAAGGCAGCUUGAGAAAAUUGGGCGACCGAGGACACGAUAUUGAGUUAGUGGAUGACGGUGGGGCUUCACAACAUUGUCUAUAUCGCCUGAGAACAUUUAAAUAG